This is a messenger RNA of Rhipicephalus sanguineus (brown dog tick), 1638 nucleotides long. Its product is annotated as TNF receptor-associated factor 6. Gene Ontology annotation, molecular function: protein binding. Lineage: Eukaryota; Metazoa; Arthropoda; Arachnida; Ixodida; Ixodidae. The transcript has a single exon. Bases 1 to 1638 code for a protein of 545 amino acids. The record is from RefSeq and is a predicted model, not a curated record.
AUGGACCGUGCCCGAACACCACAGACCGUGAUCGGCUUCGGCUGUGGCCUCGACUGGCGUCCUACUUGGUUCGUGAACGCCUUCCCUUCGACCAGACAGUGCAGCGCUUGCGGACUCGUGCCCCCCGCGACGGCCAUGUUGCCGUGCCGUCACCUGCUGUGCAAGCCGUGUUACACUCGCGGCGGAUGCGGCGGCAUCAACCGGUGUCCUCUGGACAAGCGAGACUUCCUAGUGGAGGACGUGGUCUGGUCGUCCCGCAUUAACAAGGACAGCGUCCUGAGUCGCCGGGUGUGCUGCUGGAACGUCGACAACGGUUGCGACGCCGUGAACACCGCUUCGUGGAUGCUGGAGCACUUCGCCGGCUGUCGGUUCCACGUCGCUUGCUGCCCCAGGUGCCGCGGCAGGGUACCCCACGUCGAGAUGGCCGAUCACCUGGAGUCCUGCGUGCCGUCGUGCAAUCCUCCCCCCGACGAGCAGCUAGAUGGCGUGGACAACCUCGCCAAUGCCGCGAUGGAGGUCAAGGAGGCCCUGAGAGGGGUCUCGGAAAAGUGCGCCUCUAUCGAGGCGAAGCUUGAGUCGUUCGAAGAUCUGCUUCUACCCUCCGUUAGAGACGACCUCACGGCCAAUCUGACCGCCGCUUUCUCGCGGAUCGUGACGAGAGCCGUUGAGAGAGUGGCGGAGACGAGUGGUGUCGAGGCUCGGGCCUUGCUGGCUGAACAGAUGCACAGAGCGUCUUUGGAGGUCGAAGACAUCCUUGUUGAGAGGGAGCGAUCGACAGUUGAAGCCUUUGUUCGGGAAUGCAAACGGAUGGCAGACGCUGUGGGCGACAAAGUUGCAGACCGGUUGUCGACCGAAGUGCAAACCGUAGUGCAAGCCACAGUAAAAACCGAAACACGAAGCGCAGUACAAACCGAAGUGCUAGCCGAAGCCCAGGAAGACCGGAGUACAAGCAAACCGAAGUACGAACAAAGCAAAGUGCAAUCCGAAGUACAAACCAAAGCCGCUCCUACGCACUGUCCUGCUCGCGCUCGCCUGAUCAACGAAGUAAGUCUGAAGAUCACGAAAUGUCGAGACGAACUGAGGGAGAAGGAGACGCUGUCGGGAAAGGAAGCGGCCCAACUUUUGAAGAUGCUCGCUUUCUCGUCUUUAGCCGUCACGAACGACGCCUUGGAAGUGUGCGAGUCUCGCAAAUGGACCGUACAUAACUGGAACGAUUUCCGCUCCAAGCUAACCGAGAGAGGUUUCUACAGGCGUGUCGGUCCGAGCGCGUAUUUUUACGGCUACCGCAUCUUCACCGAACUGGGCUUUCAUGCCCCCAGCGGCGAGCUUCGACUCAAAGCGGUCGUACGCGAAGGUCUGUACGAUGACUUCGUGGAGUGGCCCGUGAACGUGACGCCCAGGGUUCGUUUCCUUCAUCCAACCGACGAAUCCAAGCACAUCACCCUGAGCGAACAGUUCAUCUGGCAACAACGCGCAACAGACGAGGACUCUAGUGAGGAUCGACGACGCAGCUACCAGACGUCGAGCCAUGGCGUGAGAAUCGAUACGUUGGAAAGAAGUGGUUUCACAAUCGGCAAUCGCCUCUGUAUCGAGUACGACUUUGUGCGUCAGGACACUGAGCGAUUUAUUCCGCAGUGA